UUACUUCGUCAUUUAAUUGAAGGAAGUAUAAGACAUCGGUCUGGUUCUCUCCCGAGUUUCUUUGUUCAUCAUGGGUCUCAGUACUUCUGAGAGAAUGGGUUGCCGGAGGAUACUGCAGCAGCUGGAUACGUCUGAUUUAGAUUCUCUGUACAAGACUGUCAGCAAAACCAAAACAGCAUACUAUCUAAAAGCAGACCUUAUUGAGAAAAUCAUAGAAGCGAGUAAAACGGCCACAGAGCUCUUGAACCGGAAAAAGGUUUACAAAGAUCAAAUAGUGCAGUAUCUGAACAGUGAGUGUAUUUCUAUACCAACUAAAAUCACAAAAGAAGAGGCCAUACAAAAAUCGAUAGAACACUGGAGGAAAUCAGAAAUUUCAAUAACUGUGAAACCGAAAGCUGCAGAAAAGCGCCCAACUAAUUCCAGACAACUACAAAACGUAACCUCUGAUAUUGAUCUUGGCCAGCUGUCCUUCCAAAUCCACAGUUUAUCCAUACACAACAACCAGGAAGAUAGCAACAAAGUAGAGAAAGCAAAAUUGCUUACAAUGUUGGAUGCUCAGUCUGCAGCUGCCUUGAAGACAAGACUUGAAGGUGACAAGAUGAGUGGUGCUUUGGGAAGUAGUUCCAAAAUAAACUUACUGAAAAUGGACAAUGUAGCCAGGCAAAUCGAGGAAGUUAUCAAAGGGACGAAUCCUCUUCUUCUUGCAGCUGGGUCUGGACUAGGGAUGAGCCCAGGGUUUGGAAAGAACCCAGAUUCAGACCAAACUUUUCGGGUUGGUAUGGUUAAGACUGAAUACAAACUUUCAGGACAUUCACCGGUCAAGCAGGAGCAGGAAGAUAUUGGAGAGGAGUUCUGUCGCUGGUUUUAUAUUGAUAUGCUUCCUCAACUUAAACAUAUGACAAUUAUAACCGAUUGGGCAGCUACGGUUUUCUAUGAGAAUGUAACUAUCCACUGUAUCUGUACUAUAGGUGAACGUAAAAACAUACAAGGUGAAGGAGCUGAUAUGGCUAGCUGGAUCUUUUCAGAUUUCAUAAGACAUGCAAGACUAACAUUUAACUAUAAUGAUCAUGGGGGAAUAAGGAGCUAUCUUAACGACCAUGGCAUACUAACUGUGGAAGUAUCUGGAACCGUUCACAAGGAGAAAUCAUUUCUAGGGCUGUUUAAACACAAAUAUAAAUUAACUAAACGCCCAGACAAUGGCGAAUUCAAAAUUACCAAUGCUGAUCUCAGAAUCGGGAAAUAACAUUGUGCUGCAAUAUAAACAAGUUUGCUAACCCUGAGGAAUAUUCUGGAUUUCUGCAGUAAUGGCUCAUAAAAUGUCAACUGUUAUUCAUCUAUGGCAGCCUUUUUCAACCAGGGUGCCUUGAGGUUUCUUCAGAGGUGCCUUGGCAGAAUGCCUACAUAUUGCCCUAAAAUUGUAUACAAGCCAGUGGGUGGAUGAAACUUGUCUUCUGGUUACACAAAGCCACAGGUUUUCAUUGUACACCAUGCCAACCUCCUAACGACCAAUGACAUCAUCAGUUGAUAAGGAGGAUGUCAGUUGCUUGCAUAGCAUUGUUUGACCCUCCCUUGCCUCUCUCCAUCUACUUUGGGGUAUCAUUAGCUAAGUGAUGGAGAAAAACUGAGGGAGAAGAGAAACACUGGAAUACUAGUCAGUACCAGUUUGCAAAAGUGUAUUUGC
Messenger RNA from Rana temporaria (common frog), 1681 nucleotides. RefSeq lists its product as uncharacterized. The record is from RefSeq and is a predicted model, not a curated record. Bases 71 to 1243 code for a protein of 390 amino acids. The transcript has 7 exons. NCBI's taxonomy places the organism in Eukaryota, Metazoa, Chordata, Amphibia, Anura, Ranidae.